AUGGCAUGUUCAAAACUAUUUUCAGGAGAUUUGCCUGAAUUAAUAAGCGAAAUAAUAUAUUAUUUUCACCAUGAUUAUAAAACAUUGCAUUCAUGUAUUUUGGUUAAUAGAUUGUGGUGUCGUUUAGCAAUUCCACUGUUAAAAUUAAAUGAAUAUGGAAUUAUUUAUGAUUUAUUUUCUUCAAAUACAUUAUUUAAUUAUCCUCGUUUUAUUAAAUGCUUAAAUAUAGAUAAAAUCAGUUUUUCAGUUGAAAAAUGGAUGGCAACUAGAACUUUAAUAACUGGAAAAAAUCUUGCUAUACAAUCUAUUUUUAAGUCAUUAUUCAAAACAUUUAUUGAAAAUGAAAAUAAUGUAAAUUUGCAUACCUUUGAAGUUGAAAUUAAAACAAAUCCUUGUAAUAGUAAUUUUAAUACUACUUAUGAAUUAAUUUUACAAAAUCCAAAUUUCUUACAUAAUAUUAGAAAAUUUAAAAUCUUAUAUUAUCAUUCAAUAAUGGAAAUAUUUGAAGCAAAUUUCGAUUCUUUUCUAAAUCUUCUAUAUUCUAAUUGCAAAUUAAUUUCUUCAUUUCAUUUUGAAUUUAAGCAUCUUAGUUCAUCAUAUUAUUCAUUCUUAUCAUUAAAAAGUCAUAAUCAUUCAAAUACUUUAAGAAUAAUUGUUUUUUGUCGUGUCAGUUUUAUAAACAUGAUUGAUUUAGGUGAAGCAAUUGAACAGUUAAAUGUUUUAGAAUCAAUUCAUAUUUUAUAUUGUAGUACUUUAUAUUAUUUUAUCAAACAAAUUAUUAAUAUUACUAAACCUUUUAAAUUAAAAUCUUUAUUUAUGAAUAAUAACUCAUUAGAAAUCAAUUCUUUAAAAUUAUUGUUGGAAAAAUCUGGUAAUUAUUUGGAAAAUUUUGUACUUAAUUCAGUUACAUAUAAUGAAGAAAAAAGUCAAUUACUUGAAUUACUUAUAAAAUAUUGUGCAAAUAUUAGUUUUCUUGAUUUGAUGGGACUUGAUCAUCAAAAUAUUUUUUUAGUAUUUGGUUUAAUUGAAAAUAUUGAACAGAAUUUAAAUUAUCUUUCUAUUGAUAUUCUUAAUUAUUCUAAUCAUCAUUUAUGUGAUGAUGCUUUACUUAGUUCAAUUGUAUUAUUAAAUUUAGGUCAAAUUCUUCCCCAUAAAUUAGAAUACUUAAAUUUAUCUCUUAAAAUUAAUCCAAUUGAUUUGAAAGUAUUUUUAGAAAGUUCUCAAAAUACUUUUAUUAGAAAAUUAUUAAUUAAUGAUGCAGAUCAAAAAGAAAGUAAAGAAAUUUUACCUUAUAUAAAGGAAUAUAUUAUGAAAAAGAAAAGAGUUAGAUAUUUAGCUAUUUUAGGAAAUUUAUCUGGAGAAGAAAAAAAUUUAAUUACUUCAAUAGAUGAAAUUAAAGAAUUUGAAUUAUAUGAUAUUAAAGUUCAACAUUAUGAUAAUUUAUUUAUUCAAAUUUGUAAUUAUAUAAAUUUUUUGAAGCAAUAUUAA
Messenger RNA from Rhizophagus irregularis DAOM 181602=DAOM 197198, 1488 nucleotides. Lineage: Eukaryota; Fungi; Glomeromycota; Glomeromycetes; Glomerales; Glomeraceae. The record is from RefSeq and is a predicted model, not a curated record.